AUGGCUCCGACGUCGGUGGAGCCGAACGGCGGUGAGUCCACAUCCGGCGAGUCAUCCCAUAGAGCUUUACCGACACCAUUUCUGACCAAGACGUAUCAGCUGGUCGAUGAUCCCACAAUCGACGACGUCAUCUCCUGGAACGACGACGGAUCUAGCUUUGUCGUGUGGAACCCCACCGUCUUCGCCAGAGAUUUGCUCCCCAAGUAUUUCAAGCACAACAACUUCUCUAGCUUCGUCAGGCAGCUCAACACCUACGGAUUUAGAAAGGUUAUACCAGACCGUUGGGAAUUCUCGAACGAUUGCUUUCGAAGAGGUGAAAAGCGGCUUCUCUGCGAGAUACAGCGCCGAAGAAUCAUGCCUCCGGCGCCGUCGGUGGCCGUUUCGCCGAUGGCGACGGCAGCGGUGGUUCCGAAUGCGAAACCUAUGAUAUCUCCGUCGAACUCCGGGGAGGAGCAGGUGAUUUCGUCGAGCUCGUCGCCGAUCAGAGCUCCGUCCGAGCUCAUGGACGAGAACGAAAAGCUGAGGAAGGAGAACAUGCAGCUCACCAAGGAACUGGCGGAAGUCAAGUCUCUCUGCAACAACAUCUUCAGCAUGGUCUCGAAUUACGCGUACGCACAAUCGGAAAGCGGUUUCCCAUAUGUGAAACCGCUGGAUUUGAUGCCUGAGAAGCGGUUCUCCGGCGACGGCGAGAAGGAAGAAGAGGAGGCGAGCCCGAAGCUUUUCGGUGUUGCGAUUGGAGCCAAGCGAGCAAGAGAGACCGUCGGCGACGGUGUAGAGGAGGACGAGACCGGCUUACGACUGCAGCAACCGAGUGGUGGUGGCGACGUUAAAUCAGAGCCGUUAGAUGUGGAUCGUCAGGAAACGCCGUGGCUGAAUCAGCGUCACAUGGCUAAUCAGAGGGUGUGUAAUUGA
Messenger RNA from Prunus armeniaca (apricot), 912 nucleotides. Lineage: Eukaryota; Viridiplantae; Streptophyta; Magnoliopsida; Rosales; Rosaceae. The record is from the annotation of a GenBank genome assembly.